AGAAGCAAUUUUUCUUAGUUCACUAUCAGACACCACUAGGAAAAAGAAAAAGCUCAUGUGAAUGUGACAAUGGAAGCUAAGCCUCUUCGUAUUGUUCCCUCUUCACACAACACUUCUGGUUUCUCUUCCACUCUCUUCUCUUUUACCCAUUACAUGUUUCAUCAUUUCUACCUUUUUUACUCUCUCUCUCUCUUUUUAUCUCUUUAUCUUCUUAUUAUUCUUAUAUUUACUUUGUGGUUUGUGUGUCUUUUUUUUUCUUUUUUUCUUUUUUUGAGGGGAAGGAAGUGGUGGACCCCAGAAGAAGAUUGACAUGGGACACACGAUGAAAGGUGGCGAUGUUGAUGAAGAAGAGAAGAAAAGGGUUGUUAUGGUUAAGGAAGAGAAGAACUCUUCCCCUGUUGAACUUGAUAUUGGGGUUGCUGCUAUUUCUGCAUGCCCCAACAAGUGUUGUCUCUUCACAGAGGCUCAGAAGCGUGAGCUUGACCAUCAAGUUCUCAUCUUUAACCACUUUGCCUAUAACCUUCCUCUUCCUCAUCACCUUGUUCAAUUCCCAACCAAUAUGUCAGAAUAUACUCGCUUUGGUUUUGAUUAUGGGAGUAUGGUGGAUCCAGAACCAUAUAGGUGUAGAAGAACUGAUGGUAAGAAAUGGAGGUGUGGUAAGAAGGUAGUACCUGAUCAGAAAUACUGUGAAAGACACAUGCAUAGAGGUCGUAAUCGUUCAAGAAAGCCUGUGGAAACAUCUCAAGUUAACUCUCCUUUGAUAACAAAACCUUCUGGCAAGUUACAUACCAAAGUAGCAUCACACACAGAAUCUGCAGUUUCAAAUCCAAACCUUUUGGCCAUUCAACCUAGUGGCACAUCUUCGUGUGCCCCAUCAAGGAGCCUCUGUAUUGUCAAUACCUCUUCAGCUAAUGAUAAUAGAUCAAAAAAUAUCACAGGUUUUUCUGGCUCCACUGUUGCUAGCAUGGCAUACGUUGCUUCAGAUAACAGAAGUUGCUUAGAUAUAUGCAAGAAAGAUAACCAGACCAAGAGCUGUAUCAGCAACAACAUCAGUAUUAGAAGUGGUGGGAAAGGAAGCAUUAUUUAUGAUAGUAAUGGCAUCUCUACUGGAUUUGGCUUCUCCCCGAAGAGUGUUCUUCAAGGUAAUAAUGUUUCUGGUUGCAAUCAUCCAUACCUCAAUGACAGAAACAGUAUAGAACCUGAACCUGGUAGGUGCCGUAGAACAGAUGGUAAGAAGUGGCGGUGCAAGAGUGCUGUUCUUCCUGGUCAAAAGUAUUGUGCCACACAUAUGCAUAGAGGUGCUAAAAAGCGUUUCACAAACCAUGAACCAGCUACUACUACUACUGCUACUUCUACUGUUACCAUUGCUAGGUUACCUUACUCUACAGUAGCCACAACCAACAUUCAGCAAGCAUAUUGUAAAAUUCCAAAUACAAAUCUUUCCAUGUCAGUACCAGCAAGUGCACCAUUCAUCCAAUGUAAUGAGAAAAGUCCUAGCAGCAGUGACACUGAUACCACCAUCACUGACACCAUGAAUGAGUGUAGCUAUUCUUCUUUCUAAGAAGAGGUUUCGUUUCUCAAAAACCUGUUUUGUGUGUAGUGAACA
Molecule: messenger RNA, 1606 nt
Organism: Gastrolobium bilobum
Lineage: Eukaryota; Viridiplantae; Streptophyta; Magnoliopsida; Fabales; Fabaceae
Product: growth-regulating factor 9-like
Exons: 3
Coding region: 311-1561 (416 amino acids)
Biological process (GO): DNA-templated transcription; regulation of DNA-templated transcription; developmental process
Cellular component (GO): nucleus
Molecular function (GO): ATP binding
Source: RefSeq, a predicted model, not a curated record